AUGGAAGAAUUGCAAUAUCAUCAUCAUCAUCAACAUCAUCAUGGGCAUGACGAUGGUCCUGAGAAUGUACCAAAUCGAUAUGCAACAUCUUUUCAUGGAACGGAACAGUCAAAUGUCAUUACAGCAGAACAGCGUUAUCAACAACAACAACAACAAGCAGUGCACUCGGUUCCCACAACAACCUAUGAUGGUGUACAAUCAACCGGUUCUUUUCAUUCUAUAUCUAGCCUUGAUUCAGCGGCAGAGAUGUCCAAAUAUUUCCCGGAUGCACAAACACCCAGUUUAUCACCGUUUAGGCAUCAGCUAGAAGUUGGAGGUCAAGCACAAUCAGCGACUAUAUCGAAUACUAGAACUACUACAACUACUAAUACUGUUAAUGCAGGACCGUAUAUUCCUGUACUUGGCCCCUCUGCGGCGCAGCGAUUAUCACAGCCCAUAAGAGCACCGUUCAUGUCACACCAACAACAACAACAACAGCAACGACCUGUACGGCCGCCAGGUCCAUCUCAACUUCCACCAGGCAUUCCAAGUUAUACAUCACAAGUCGAAGGAUUAUCUGUUUCGCAAGCUGUUGUAAAUGAUGUACUUGUUGAUCUUCAAUCGAAAGUAAUAAAUGAAACAUUACAACAAUAUCAAGAUGCGCCAGUUGGAGGAGAACCACUUCCUCCAAUUUAUAUUCAGGCGCCUCAACCGACAAUAAUCCUUCGUUCGGAUAUGAAUCGACUUCGCGCCGAAUUGAAUAGUACUGUUCGUCCGCAAGUAAUCUACCGCAAUCCAGAAGGAGCAGAACAGCAUCAACAACAACAACAACAACAACAGUUUCAGCAUCAACAACAACAAUUUCAGCAACAACAACAACAACAGCAACAGUUUCAACAACAAGAAGUCUUUCAGCAAAAUAACUUCCAAAUACCACAAUUUCCAAGUCCAGCACAACAACAGAUCCCACCAGAGUGUUAUGGAGAAUAUCGUAAUGCAGUCUUUGCAAACAGACCUUCACGACGACAAGUCAAACCUCGAACGGGCUUUGAUGAAUAUAAGGCGACGACUACGACGAUAACUGAUGAACAGAGAAGCGAAAACGAAGCACGAUUUUAUAAUCAAGCCGACUCAACUGCGUUCAAUGACGACAGUAUCAAUGCUAAUAUGCAGAAUACACUUGAUCUUCAAGGUUUAUCCGCUACAUCAUUUGAACAGCGUGACUCACCUUACCAAUCUUCUUUAUAUCCUCCCAAUUUCGACGAGCAACAACAAGGUAACGAGAAGAUCACAUCUGCAGCUUCUCAAUACAUCAAUAACGAAGAAAUUGGUCAAACUGACAACAUGCAUAUCCAUCAACGACAAGACAUCACGUUCGAUAUUGACAAUUGCAUCAUGCGAUGUUUCGAAGCUCAUCGUCAACGAUUAGCAAGACGACGAGCUGCCCGACAAGCACGACGAGCGAAACGUCAGAAACAAUCUGGUCAUCAACGACAGCAUCAGCAACAUCAACAUCAAGCUAACGGCUUUCAAACAUUCUCUUCACAGGGAACUUAUUCACCAUGCGAUGACACAAUACAUGAUUCAAUCAAAACAUCAGCUUCAGUUCGUACGUCGGAAGCGUCGUAUCCACCUACGGCCGGGCUUGACUAUGGACAAGGAGCUCAGUCGAAUGUACUAUCCACAGAUGCGUCUAACACACAGACAACUCAGAUACCAUAUUCAACGAAUAUACAAUCAACAGCAGGUGAAUAUCAUCAAUUCAAUCCGCUCAAUAUACACGACACGUAUGGCGCUUAUCAACGAGUUCCAUCUGCUAAUAAUGAAUUAGUGCAACAACCACAUCAUGACCAAGCAUCGUAUGACUAUGCUAAUCAAUUGCAAUAUUCCUCGUUUGCACCCACUGAUUCUACGGUACCAGGUGGCAUACAACAUCGGACAUCUGAUUAUUAUCAACAGCAACCCCAACAACAAACCGCAGCUCAAUUCUUACAAUCCCAAGAAACACACAUCCAGCAAUCGAAUGCAUAUGAUUACUUGACGGGAAGUGCACAAACUCAAUUACCAACUUACGAUUAUGCAAAUAUCGGUCAGGAAUCGUCACAAUACCCAUACGAUAUCGAAGGUGCGCAACAACAACAACAACAAACACCAUUAAAUUACGAUACGCUAGAAUCGGCUGUUUAUGUCCCAUCUUCCACAGAUAUACAACAAGCAGAACAAAAACAAACGUUUAAUUAUGCCAAUCAAACACUUAGCCCGGCUGAUUACUAUCAGCAACAAGCCCUAUCAGUUCCGAUAUCUCAAAAUCAAGAAGCUUAUAGUCAACCAACUGGCACCUAUGAAUACACAAAAGAAAGUUUUCUUUCUCAAGAACCUGUGUACGAUUAUCAAAAUGUCGAACAACAAGCUUCUCAAUUUACAUAUGAUGCCGCUGCUGUCCAACAAAUAUCACAACCGGGCUCGUAUGAGUAUCCCACUGCAAUAACGAAUGUUUUCUCACCAACUCAGAUAGGUGCAAAUGCAAACUGUCAACAACAACAACAACAACAGGCCGUAUCAGCAUCAACACCACAAGCUCAGCAAACGUACGCUCAAUCUCAAAUAGCAACCUAUGAUUAUCAAAAUCUUGAUCAACAACCAUCCAUAGACUAUAGUAGUGCAGAUACGGGCACAUACAUAUCACCUGAAGCGAACAUUCAACAAACAGAGCAGAAGACUACUUAUGACUAUACAAGUCAAGCACUCAGUUCGUCAGAUUACUAUCAACAACAUCAAACCUCUGUGCCUACGUCUCAAGCUCAAGGUACAUUUGAUCAAGGAGCCGGUACAUUUGAUUAUGUAUCCGGAAAUACUCAAGCGCAGCUAGCAGGUUACGAUCAACAGAAUACCGAACAGCAAUCGUAUCAAUAUCCAUUCAAUAUCGACAAUACCGAACAUCAACAACCACAAGAUUUUGCAAGUGAACAUACAGGCACUUAUAAAUCACCAGAAGCGCAUACACAACGAACGGAACAAAAACAAACGUAUGAUUAUACCAGUCAAGCGCUGAGUGCAUCAGAGUUUUUUCCGCAACCGUCAGCAUCUGGUCCUGCAUCUCAACUGCAAAGAACGUUUGAUCAACAGGCUGCGACAUUUGAUUACAGUAAACAGAGUUUUCAAAAUAAAGAACCACUUUUUGAUUAUCAAAGUACCGAUCAACCAUCUUCUCAUUAUUCUUAUAAUGGUGAAGAUACUCGACAACAACUACCACAGUUACAAGAACAAUACAACUAUCCGUCGGAAGCGACAACGCUUCAAUCGCCAACGGUAACUGAACUUCAGCAGUCAGAACAAAGACAACGUCUUGAUUAUCUGAAUCAAACACUUGGUUCAACUGAUCAGUUUCAGCAAAAACCUGUUUCUAUUCCUAUAUCUCAAGUAUAUGAUUCGCAACCUCCUGGCCGACGAUCGCAUGGCGCAUCAAUACCCACCGGUACAGUUGAAUAUACUCGACGAGCGUUUUACUCUCAAGAAACUGUACCAGACAAUUCUCCUAGAGAUUCCUAUCGUCAGCAACGCGGUCAUCAUGAAGAGAGCGAAUCAUUUAGUAUUAAUGAUUAUCUUAAACGCUUUGAAUCCGAAUCCAUUUCUCAACAAGCUGGAGGACAAAUGAAGUCCUCUGAUGAUUACCAGUCUAUUAGUACGACCACAACAACGCCGAACACUGUUCAACCGACAGCUGAUAUUUAUCAGCCAACUGGACUCGCUCGAAAUUAUGACCUACAGCAUUAUACCAACGAUUCGAUUGAAUCGGCUACACCACGUUCAGUCUUACCCACAUCAUCAACCUGCGAAGAAGAUCAUCAACAUCUUCUUCAUCAAACUUCCGUGAGUGAACAAAUUCACGAACAAAUUCCACCAUCAGAUGUGCGUAGCGAUGAACUCGAAGGUUCAAUUUAUGACACAUACAGUUCAUUGCCACCACCACCACCUUCGUUGGCAACUAGAGAUACGAAUCAACAGCAGGGAUCAGUGACCACCAGUGGCUACGAUUUUCCCGCGCCACCCACACCGGAUCGUCAUUCAUAUCAAACUGGACAAAAACGACCUAGUCGUUCCAUAGCGUCCAUUGUUCCAUCAGUUGAUCAACAAAGUAUCUAUAGUGCUCAACAGCCAAUACCAUUGACAUCGCCAACGACAAGUGAUAAUCGCAGUGAAGAUGAUGAUGACGAUACGAAAGAAGAUGAAGAAAUCUUUGAUCUACGUGAAUGCAUUGCACGCUGUUAUGCCAAAUAUCGAGAAUCAUGGAAUCACGAACAACAACGACAAUACGAACAACAAUUGAUGAAAUCUCAACAACCAAUAAUAGAUAUUCAACAAAUGACAUCUCAACAAUCAACACGAACAUCCAUUUCUCAUACAAAUCAACAGUUCAUCCAACCACCACGACAAACAUUCGGUUCCGAUGAAGUUCAUUAUAGCGACGGAUGGACACAAACAGCAUCCCAUGAUGUUAUGAAACUAUCGAACAUUGCACAACACACCUACGAUCAAACACCAUCAACUUUCGAUACACAACCAUAUGUACCACAAUCAUCAACAAAAGAUUUUGCAACCGAUUCGCGAGGACAGCAAACAAUUGAAUAUACACCACCAUUGGUUGCAUCGACACAACAUGCCAUUCCGACAGUACCUAUAACAGCUCCAUCGCCAUAUAAUGAAUACAUGGUACACGAGCAAAAACAACAACAACAACAACAACAACAACAGGAACAGCAAGUUUACGACCACGGUAUACCUGCACCGUCGCAUUCGUCCUUCAAUGAAACUGAUUACCAAUCAAAUGUACACGUUUCCUCACAAAUAACACCUGAGGCACAAAAAUACGAAAACACACCUUUUAGUAAACAAGAUGAAGAAGACGAACAGCAACAACAACAUCGAUACAGGGCACAUUCUGAGCCCGUGUCAAUACAACAAGACUCACUUAUUUCCACUCAGUCGUCGCAACAAAUUUCAUCUCAUAUAAUAGAUCAACAGUCGCGCCGAUCGAAUUCAAUACCAAUGAUCCAUCAACAAGAACAACAGCAGCAACAACAAGCUCGUGUUCCAACAGUCCGCAUGCUUGAUGAUGGUCGCGCAUAUGAAACAGAUGCAACUUUUGAACGAACUGUGCCUAUGAUUGAUCCGAAGACAGGCAUGUGUCUUGUACCAUGUCCCGAAUCACAGAAAUAUGCACAUUUACCGCCACAUCUUCGACCAGAGUUGUUCUGUAUUGAACUACCACCGGCAGGUUCGCUUCCACCAAUGCCGCCAGCACCGGAACCAACAAUGAUUCCACCUCCGAUGAUGGAUGAAGAACAAUACCAACAGCAACAACAAUAUCAUCACCAACAGCAGCAACAACAACAACACCCUCAAGGCAGAUGGUGUGUGAGAUGUUGUUGUGUUCCAGGACAAACACUCAUCAAGAAAGUCGUUUAUAAACAAGUAGAAGAAGGAGGAGAACAACACGAAGAUCAUCAUCAAUUCCAAGAAGAUUCCGAUUAUGACUAUGCUGCCGUUUUGAAUCAAAUGGGAACUCGAAUAAGUGUUCGAUAUGGAAAUAGUCUUAUGGAAGACAGUGAACCAUUUGUUCCCGGCAAUUAUUCUGAACAAUUGCGUAUCAUUGAUUUUCCUGUUUAUGUUUCUGGUAAAGAUGACCCGAAAUUGACGCCACUUGUACCCGUCAAUUAA
This is a messenger RNA of Adineta ricciae, 5697 nucleotides long. Lineage: Eukaryota; Metazoa; Rotifera; Eurotatoria; Adinetida; Adinetidae. The record is from the annotation of a GenBank genome assembly.